AUGGUGUUCAAGUUUACCAUCGACCGCUUGGUCAACCGAUAUAUACCCGCCAACCAGGUGAGCAGGCUCCCCCGGCCGAUAGCGUGGAUCCUCGGCACCCACCCGGUGCGCCCGCAACCAGACUAUAUCAUAUGGGUCGAGAUCCUUCUCGGGUCGUUCUGCGGGAUGGCGUUGCUUGAAGGGGUAUUUAAGAGCCACACGGCGUUGACUAAGUUUCAUCCGCCCAUGAUCAUUGCUUCGUAUGGUGCCAGUGCCAUCCUUUGCUUCAACGCGUCGCAAGUACCGCUAGCACAACCGCGGAACGUGUUUAUGGGCCAUUUCCUUGGCUCGUUGAUUGGUUUGUGUAUUCAAAAAUUGUUCUCUUUAAGUGAGGGGGCACGAGAUAACUACUGGGCGCUGGGAGCUCUCCUGGUGGCAGUGGCGAGUGUACUAAUGCUGAUAUUUAAUUGCGUCCACCCUCCAGCGGGCGCCUCAGCUCUUUUACCAAGUAUUGACGACCGGAUCCGAGCGAUGCUGUGGUGGUACUUGCCGAUCCAAAUCAUCCUGAGUUUAUUGAUUAUAUCGGUGGCAUUGAUUACUGGUAACGUGGUGCGGCGCUACCCUGUCUACUGGUGGCUGCCUGAACCCACCGGCACCGCCUAUAAGCUGCUGCUGCUGUUACUGCUGGCUCAACCACCACCACCGCCUCCUCCACCAGAAAAAGUAGUGGAACUGCCACCACUGCUGCUGGACCCAGAAAAGGCCGACGAGGCAGUGGUGAUUACCGGUGAUACUAUCGAUAUCCCCGCCAGUCUCGACCUAGACGACGUCGAACUCGACUUCCUCCACACCAUCCAGAAUAAACUCAACCAUCAUCGCAACCUGACAUCCUCAGCUUAA
Diutina rugosa is the source of this 879-nucleotide messenger RNA. RefSeq lists its product as uncharacterized. NCBI's taxonomy places the organism in Eukaryota, Fungi, Ascomycota, Pichiomycetes, Serinales, Debaryomycetaceae. The record is from RefSeq and is a predicted model, not a curated record. Bases 1 to 879 code for a protein of 292 amino acids. The transcript has a single exon.